AUGGGUAGCCUGGCAUCCGAAGUCAGGUUCGUGCAGGAGCCCAUCGCCAUAGUGGGAAGCUCGUGCCGUUUUCCAGGUGGCGCCAAUUCCCCCUCCAAGCUUUGGGGGCUCCUCAAGAAUCCUCCGGACAUCGUGCAAGAAAUCCCACCCAGUCGUUUCGAUACCAAGGCUUUCUACCACCAAGACAGCCAGCAUCAUGGAAGCACAAAUUCAAAGUACGCUUAUCUUUUGCAGGAUGAUCCCCGGGGCUUUGACCGCGACUUCUUCAACAUCAGCCCAAAGGAGGCCGAGGCAAUGGACCCCCAGCAGCGAUGUCUCCUCGAGACUGUUUACGAGGGUAUCGAGUCGGCGGGCUACUCGGUUCCACAGCUUCGGGGAUCAUCAACUGGGGUCUUCGUGGGGUGUAUGAGCUUCGACUACCAGUUUGUUGCUAUGCGUGGCCUCGAGAGUCUACCGCAAUACCACGCAACUGGCGGUUCCAUGGCGAUUCUAGCCAACCGCGUGUCCUAUUUUUAUGACUGGAAAGGACCGUCACUUGCGUGUGAUACCGCCUGUUCAUCAUCGCUCGUGGCUCUGCACCAGGCAGUCCUUUCGCUUCGAAAUGGAGAUAUCAACAUGGCAGUUGCAGCGGGGGUGAAUCUUAUUCUCGGGCCUGAGCAAUUCAUCGCCUAUUCAAAUCUAAACAUGUUGUCUCCCAAUGGACGAUCUUGGAUGUGGGAUUCUUCUGCAGAUGGAUAUACGCGAGGCGAGGGGUUAGCUGUCAUUGUUCUCAAGACUCUUAGCCAAGCCCUCGCAGACGGUGACCAUAUUGAGUGCAUUAUCCGCGAAAUCGGCGUAAACUCGGAUGGCCGGACGCCAGGUAUCACCAUGCCGAGUGCAGAGGCGCAAACUCGACUCAUCCGAGACACAUACUCGAGGUGCGGGCUGGACCCAACGAAUGCACGAGACCGCCCACAAUACUUUGAAGCUCAUGGAACCGGCACGCCGGCAGGAGACCCUAUCGAGGCACGGGCCAUACACGAUGCUUUCUUCUCCGGGAAUUCAGACAAGAAUGAUGGCCAGCUCAUAGUUGGUUCAAUCAAAACCGUUAUUGGUCAUACGGAGGGCACUGCAGGACUCGCCGGCGUGCUCAAGGCAUCGUUGGCAGUUCAGCACGGUCAAAUCCCGGGAAACCUCCAUUUCCGGGACCUGAACCCCAAAAUUCGACCGUUGUACAACCAGCUUCGUAUCCCGACGACCUUGACCCCCUGGCCCCCUAUUGCGAACGGCCAGCCGCGCCGUGUGAGUGUAAACAGUUUCGGCUUUGGCGGAACUAACGCCCACGCCAUUAUUGAAAGCUGGAAUGGGGCUAAUGAAAGCUAUGCGUCGAAAUCGCCUUCAGGUGGACUUUUCGUCCUGGCUGCCAACUCGGCUCGGGCCCUGGCAGAAAAAGGUGCAGCGCUAGCCAGGUACUUACGAGAGCAUCCUGACACAGACCUUGGUCGACUGGCCUGCACGCUGUUCCAGAGGGCCGAGUUCCUGUUCAGAGCCGCGUUUUCAGCAACAUCAGUUGCGCAGCUUGCUGACAAGCUUGAAGCAUGUGUAGACGCGCUCAACAAGGCCCCACGCAUUUCCACCGUUCCCGACUCCUUACCACCCCGCAUCCUCGGUGUUUUUACCGGGCAAGGUGCGCAGUGGGCCACCAUGGGCAGGGAGCUCUACGAAGCCUCGACCGUCUUUCGCUCGGCCUUGGAACGGCUGCAGCACAGCCUCGAUACGCUUCCUGUAGGUGAUCGUCCUCAGUGGUCUCUGAUCAAUGAGCUUUCUGCGCCCAAGGAGAGCUCUCGCCUUGGCGUAGCUGCCAUCUCACAGCCUCUAUGCACUGCUCUUCAAGUUGCUUUGGUGGACGUCCUCCAUGCGGCCGGGAUCGAAUUUGCUGCCGUUGUUGGACACUCGUCUGGAGAAAUUAGCGCCGCCUAUGCUGCAGGAUAUCUGGAUGCACAGGAUGCUAUCCGUAUUGCUUACUACAGAGGAUUUCAUUCUCCUUUGGCGCAGGGAUCUGGCGGAAAGCGCGGCAAGAUGAUGGCCGUUGGUAUGAGUUUGGAACAGGCAUCAGCAUUCUGCAACGAAUUUGGUGCGGGCCUCAAAGUGGCCGCCAGUAACUCUCUGACGAGCUGCACAUUGUCAGGGGAUGCUGAAAUUAUCGACCAGGCGAAGGAGCGGCUCGACGAAAACGAAACCUUUGCUCGCGUAUUGGCGGUCGACACGGCAUAUCAUUCUCACCACAUGCAGCCAUGCGCCGCACCCUACCUCGAGUCGCUACGCAAUUGUGGCAUCAGCCCUCUGAAGAGCCAGAGGAAGUGCAUGUGGUACUCAAGCGUCUGGGGUGCAAAUGGUCGUAGUCGCUCGUUCGACGAUGACCAUGGCAUGGAACUUCUUAAGGGCCAGUACUGGGUCGAUAAUCUCACAAAUACGGUACAAUUUACUCAGGCACUAAACAGAGCGAUAUCUGAAGAAUCAUACGUUUUGGACCUCGCACUCGAGGUUGGACCCCACCCAGCUCUCAAGGGACCAAGCUCCGAGGUAAUCAAGUCGCUGACAGGUGUGGUUAUUCCGUAUUGUGGUGUCCUCAAACGUGGAGACGGUGCAAUUGAGGCAUUUGCCGAUGCUUUAGGACUUAUCUGGACGUCCUUCCCGUCUCUGCACCCUAUCAUCACCUUUGACUGUAUGCACCGGGCCCUCUCCCAGGCUAGCCCAAAAAAUCCCAAGAUUCUAAAAGGCCUGCCAACCUAUCCCUGGGAUCAUCAUAGCCUUAUCUGGCGUGAGUCAAGGGCAUCUCGCAACUUCCGUACCCAAAGCCAGCGUCCCCACGAACUACUUGGCCUUCCUGUCACGCUCGGCGAACACGGUAGGCGCGAGGUUCACUGGCGCCAGAUCUUUAAACUAAAUGAGCUCUCAUGGAUACGCGGCCACACUAUUCAGGGUGAGGUUCUAUUUCCGGCGACAGGCUACUUGACAAUGGCGUACGAGGCUGCCGUACGCCUUGUUGAUGAUCAGCAGGCACUGCAUCUUGUUGAGCUGCAUGAUAUUGAGAUGGUGCGCGCUAUGAGCCUGCAGGAAGAUUCCCCGGGGCUUGAAGUUCUCUUCACCAUACGCGUCACGAGCCAGUCUGACGGCUGCAUUACGGCUGAAGUGGCCUGUUAUAGCAGUGAUGUUAACGUUACUAUGCUGGAUGGUCCUCUGACUGGACUUACGGCCCAUUUCAGCGGUAGCGUGCGGCUUUUGCUCGGUCCUCCACAGAACAGUGCACUCCCUAGACGAACGAAGCCUCUGCUGCCCAUGAAUACUUUGGAUAUGAGGCAAUUUUACAGCUAUCUGUCUAAAGUGGGCUACAACUACUGCGAGCCCUUUAGGGCUAGUUCGGUGGACCGCCAUCUCAACCAGGCGGUGGUGACCAUCCCAGUCCCUCCGCAACCCACUUCAAUCCGUGCAUCUAUGCACCCUGUGGUUCUGGAUACUGCCAUUCAAGGCCUCCUGGCCGGAUAUUCAUUUCCGGAAGACGGUCGACUUGGGGCGGUAUAUCUGCCAACGGGCAUUGAUUGCGUCCGUAUCGACAUGGGACCUACCUCUCCCGGUACUCUCAUGGCAGAUAGCUUUCUGACUUCGGCGGACGUAAAGUCACUCUCAGGCGACGUUGAGCUUUUCAACGCGUCGAAUGGAGCCGUAGAUGUGCAUAUGCGCGGAGUCCACUGGACCGCCCUGAACCAAAAUGGGGACCGCUGGCUCUACGCAGCUGAGACGUGGGUACGGGAUGCGGCUUACGGGAUCGAACCCGGACUCAAAACGAAGCUCUCUCCAGAGACUGAGGUCUUACGUACGCUUCUGGUGCGCACGGCAUAUUUCUACUUGCGGAGGCUUCGGGACCAGAUCAAAGCUUCCGAGAUGCUAUUGAUGGGCAAGCAUCGGCGGCAUAUGAUGAAAUGGGUAAGAGAGUAUCUAUUUCCUCAGAUUGAAGCAGGCAAGCACCCCGAUAUUCAAGCAGAGUGGUCAAAGGAUACUUUAGAGGAUGUGCAGCAAUGGAGUGCCAGCUACUUGGCAUCAGGGGACAACGAUAUGCAGCUACUUCAUGCCGUGGGGAAAAACUUAACCGCCAUUGCUCGUGGAACUAUGCCCUCCCUCCAGGUGCUUUUGAAGGACGACAUGCUCGACCGCUUGUAUGUGGAAGGAGUCGGCUUUGCCGAUGGCAACCUUGAUCUUGAGCUCUUGGUCAAACAGCUUGCGUACAGAUACCCGCGCAUGAAGGUGCUCGAAGUUGGAGCUGGAACGGGCGGUACUACUCGAGCCGUGUUCUCGGCUUUGGGCGACCGGUACGCAUCGUACACAUACACUGACGUCUCAGCAGGCUUUUUCGAGCCUGCAAAGACAAAGUUUAGCCAACAUGCGGGCCAGAUGACGUUCAAGAUGCUGAAUAUUGAAAAAGAUCCGGUGGACCAAGGUUUUGACGAGGGUUCUUAUGACAUGGUCGUUGCAUCCAACUGCCUACACGCAACUCGAAUUCUGAAAGAUACCCUCCAGCACUGUCGCCGCCUACUUCGGCCCGGCGGUUACUUAGUGUUACUGGAGAUCACACGCGAUCAUCUUCCCAUCCAACUUAUUAUGGGAACUCUUCCUGGAUGGUUUCUGGGCGCCGAUGAAGGGCGAACCUGGGCACCCACCAUCAACCUUGACGAGUGGGACACGUUGCUGAAGGCGACCGGGUUUUCAGGAGUCGACACAAGCUCAACCCCCUCCUUCUGUUCCGUCAUCAUGUCACAGGCAACCGACGAAACAGUCCAGAUGCUUCUUGAGCCGCUUUCUAUCACUUCGCACGAGGCAUUGCCGCCCCUCGGUCAAGUUCUGGUUAUCGGUGAAUCCGAGGUUGCAUUCAAGUCUCAGGCACUCCUCGCUUCCGUAGGAGCUGACAUCCAGCGUGACCUUGAUGGUAUUGACGUUCCCAGAGGUGCGGCUGUGCUAUGCCUUUGCGACCUGGACAGACCAAUUUUCGGCGACAUAACGGAGGCGAGAUUUCAAGCUCUGCAGGCUGUUUUCCGCAACGCCAGUACUGUUCUGUGGGUAACUUCAGGGGCGAAUUCAGGCCACCAUCCCUUGGCCAACGUGACCGUGGGGUUGGGACGCACGCUCCUAGCUGAACGCAGUGACCUGAGGCUCCAGUUUCUUGAUGUUGAGGAGCCCGCAUCGCUUGAACCAUAUAUGUUAGCAACUCUUCUUUUCCGACUCGCCUGGAUAAAUAAGUCCGGACUGGACGAGAUUCUUUGGACUCACGAGCCCCAGAUGACACUCAAAGACGGCGCUCUGUACAUACCUAGGGUUCUGCCUCUGGAUACAAUUAAUCGCCGGUCCGCCGCCAGAAACCAACAGAUCACCCAAUCAACCAGGCUUGGGCUUAAAAAUACAGCCGUAGAGGUCACGGAGAGACAUGGAGUGCCGGAACUAUUAGAUCGCCAUGUUGGCAGUGCCAAAGCAAGUGAGAUCCAAGUGCAGGUCACAGCGUCAUCCCUCCACGCCAUGAUCUGCGAUGAGUCCACAGCUUACUUGUGGAUUGGUCGCGACAUUGCAUCAGGUGACAAGCUUAUCGGCCUUUCGCACGCAAACAGCUCUAUCGCCACACUUACCGAGGAUCAAGUCAUUUAUCGCUGGCUUACUGUCACAAGCAUUGAAGAAGACUCAGAUGCCGCACAACUGCGCCGUUUUAUGACACGAGCGCAGGCCGAAUAUCUCCUUCGCGAUUCGAAGGCACCCGUUUGGGUUCACGGUGCCCCGGAUGAUCUUAGCCACGCAAUUGCCGAUCUCGCUGACGAGCGGGAUCUCGCCGUAGUCCAGACGACCUCUGAUAUAUCAAGUUCUGGCGACCAGUGUUUCAUCCAUCCCUACAUCAGCGAGCGAGAUCUGCAAUUACUGCGCCCGAGAAACGUAAAGACGCUCAUCAACCUGAAGCCCUCGCAAAAUAAGGGUCUGUCGACGAUGAUGAGUGCUUCCUUGUCGCGUUCCACAGUCAUCACCGAGCUUGGGGAUCUGACCAUUGGGUUAAGCCGUGAGGAACUGAGGAAGCUAGCCAAAAUGCACUUUGAAGAUGACAUUAAGGUGAAUUGGCACGACCCCUUGAAUCAAAUCUUGCCAAUCGAGGGUAUUUCGACAGAGGCAGCCAAAGAGAUGGGUCCUGGGGCGGUGAUUGAUUGGUGCACUGCCUCGGAAGUCAUCACCGUGGCUCGUCCUAUCGAGUACAACGGGCUGUUCACGGCCGACAAGGCUUACCUCCUUUUUGGUAUGACUGGAGACGUAGGAAUCUCAAUUGCUCGGUGGAUGGUGAAUCAUGGAGCGCGACACGUGGUUCUGGUCAGCCGGAAUCCCAACGUGCCGGCCAGCGUCGUUGACUUCAUGUCGCGACAGGGAGCCGCCCUGCAUGUCAUGUCAGUCGAUGUCACUAACAGGGAAGCCUUGAGAGAUGCUUAUUCUGAAAUCAAAUCCUCCAUGCCGCCAGUAGGGGGCGUUAUCAACGGCGCCAUGGUGCUCCGGGACCGCCUCUUCGUCGACAUGUCCUGGGAAGACUUCGAGACUGUGCUCGCGCCAAAGGUUGCGGGAACUCGGAAUCUGGACGAUCUUUUUAGUGAAAAUCACACGCCGCUAGACUUCUUCAUUGUGCUGUCGUCUGCAACGUCAAUGGUCGGGAUCAUCGGCCAAUCCGCCUACAGUGCCGCCAACCACUUUGGGACCAGCCUCGUGCGACAGCGGCGUGCGCGCGGCCUACCAGGCUCCGUUAUCGUCAUCGGAUUCCUGACAGGGCUAGGUUAUAUCUUCCGUCGUUCAGGCAAGGAGCAUUUGGCUACUAUUGAGAAUUCCCUCCUGCCACGGCUAAACCGGCAGGGCGAGACAGAUCUGCAUGAGAUGUUGGCCGAGGCCAUAGCGUGCGGACGGCCCGACUCGGACGAGCCAGCCGAGCUCAUCACUGGAAUAAGAACGGCGUUCCAGGGCCCGUGGCAUGAGGACCCGCGUCUGUCCUGCUAUCUCGUUCAAGAAGGCGUGCAAGAGAGUGUUGGUCCGGAAGAAGUCAACGGAAAUAUCCGGGUUGAGGCUCAGCUCCUGGCCGCCGUAGCGGAGGAUCCAAAGGGAGGUCUGCCAGUUUUGGAGAGGUGUUUUUCGCAGGCCCUGGGCAACAUGCUCCAGCUUGAUCCGGACCAGAUUACCGGCGAUGUGCCCGUGGCUAACCUGGGUGUUGACUCCCUCGUGUCUGUGCGGAUUCGCGAGUGGUUCCUCAAAGAGCUAGGCGUGGAGGUGCCCAUUUUGAAGAUGAUGUCGACGAAUCAUUCUCUGUCGCGACUCUGCGAGGAUGUCUUGGUAGGCUGGCGAAAGAUUAAGAUAGGGAUUGAGACAGCAGCUUCUUCCGACCCGCGUCGUCAGGAUCCUGAGAUGGAUUGGGCGAAGGAGAUUGCCGAGCUCAUCGAUGGGAUCCCUGCUCUCAUCCCACACGGCGCAGAAUUUGUUACAAAUAACGAGCCUCGGACCAGCGCACGCAGGGUCGUUCUCACGGGUUCUACUGGCUUCCUGGGCACACAUAUGCUCCUCAACCUCGUCGCCGAUCCCGAAGUGGAGGAGCUGCACUGUCUUUGCAUUCGCUCACGGCACGUUCGCGUCCGGAACUCCAAGAUCCGCGAAUAUAACGGCGAUCUAUCCAAGCCACUAUUGGGUCUUUCCGCGGACGACUUCACCCGUCUAAGCCAGACGGCCGACCUGAUCAUCCAUCUGGGCGCGGAGGUCAACCAUCUCAAAUCCUACGACGCCGUAAGAACUACGAACGUGGUCUCGACGCAGAUCCUUCUCGCCAUGGCCACACCACGUGGUGUACCCGUGCACUUUGUCUCGUCGUCAUCAGUCGCCAUGUUGCAGAAGGGGACCCCUGAACUCUUUGAGAUCCCACCGUCACAUAUCUCCCCACCAACAGACGUCGAGUCCCUGACGAAAAAUGCCAUCGGCUACGCUGCCAGUAAGUGGGUCUGCGAGAUCCUGUUGGAGCGCGCCAGCCUGCCAGCCGUCGUCCACCGUUUCCCCAAUAUCAUGGGGCCCGAUGCCCCGGACGAGAUCCCGCUUGUGGCGCUCGAUCGCUUCUGCGCUAGGAUGCGGGCCGUGCCGGCACUAGACCCGCAACAGUGGGUCGGUCAGCUCGACAUCAUCGAGGUCAGCGACGUGGUCCCCGAAUUUAUCGCAAAGGCCUACGGUCACGACUCUAACGAGCAAUUUGCCAUACACAACUACUGUAGUGAAAACGAGUACUGGCUAUCGGAUCUCGCUGGCAUGUAUGAGAAGAAACUCGGCUGCAAGAUCGAGGUCUUGCCGACAGCGGAAUGGAUGAAGAGGGCAACAGAUAUGGGCAUGCCCAAGGGCGUAGUGACCACGUUUACAGGCCAUGAUGAAGCUUUUGUGUCGCCUGUAUUACGGAAGGGGCUAAAGUAA
Talaromyces atroroseus is the source of this 8484-nucleotide messenger RNA. RefSeq lists its product as hypothetical. Gene Ontology annotation, molecular function: fatty acid synthase activity; phosphopantetheine binding. Bases 1 to 8484 code for a protein of 2827 amino acids. NCBI's taxonomy places the organism in Eukaryota, Fungi, Ascomycota, Eurotiomycetes, Eurotiales, Trichocomaceae. The record is from RefSeq and is a predicted model, not a curated record. The transcript has 5 exons. Gene Ontology annotation, biological process: fatty acid biosynthetic process; secondary metabolite biosynthetic process.